This is a messenger RNA of Salvelinus namaycush (lake trout), 2827 nucleotides long. It is a transcript of the gene vwa1, whose product is annotated as von Willebrand factor A domain containing 1. Lineage: Eukaryota; Metazoa; Chordata; Actinopteri; Salmoniformes; Salmonidae. The record is from RefSeq and is a predicted model, not a curated record. Bases 319 to 1881 code for a protein of 520 amino acids. The transcript has 6 exons. Gene Ontology annotation, molecular function: protein binding.
UGCUCGCGCUUUUUACCUUGCGCGCGCUAACUCACGGAGGCUACCCGAGCAACUAACAGACAACAUUUGAUCUGUGGGAAAUAUUACAAGAAUGUAAUGUUCCAGAAAAGCGGAAACAAAACGGGAAAGUCUCGGUGAAAGUGAGAAUUGGGGAUAUGAAGUUUCAAGCCGCAAUUUAUAGCCUAAGUACCCUGAAUGGAAGGAUCAUUACCAUUUCAGUUGGAGCGACGGUUCAGGAAAUGAACACAUUUUUGGAGGAAACUCUAUUGAUAUCAUCAUAAUUCUUUCUACCGAAAUUGAUCACAAUAAACACUUGAGAUGGAGAGUCGGAUUUUGUUUACUUGCAUACUGGUUGGAAUGUUCCUGCGGAAAUCAUGUGGUCAAAACUCAGCAACUGAAGAAGUGUUGAACUGCUGUGAGGGCGACAUCCUCUUCCUAUUGGACUCCUCGGGCAGCGUCUCAUCCUAUGAGUACUCCCGCAUGCUGGGCUUCCUGUCCGAGCUCCUCCUCCCCUUCUCAUUGGGCGAGGACCAGGUGAGGGUGGGGCUACUGCAGGUGGGCACCCAACCCCGCCUCGAGUUUGGCUUUGAUGCCCACAAUACCCAAUCUGGCCUCCAGGAGGCACUGGGGAACACCAAGGCUCUGAGGGGCGACACCAAUACAGAGGAGGCCCUCAGGAUGGCCAAGGACUGGGUGCUGAAGCCUGGAGGGGCCGGGGGGGCCAGGACAGAGCUACCCAGGGUUCUAGUGUGGCUGACGGACGGGGUGAAGCCGGGUGAUGUGAUUGGACCAAUGGAGGAGCUGAGAGAGGAGGGCGUGGCCGUUCUGGUGAUCUCCACGGGCCACGGGAACUACCAGGUGCUGCGGCAGGUGGUCACCCCACCUGUGGAGUCACACCUGUACUUUGUGGACAUCGACGAUAUGAGUAUCAUCACCGAGGACCUGAGGGAUGCCAUUAUUGAGAUCCUCUGGGCUGAACGGCUCCAGGUGCGAGAUGUGUCCACAGACAGCGCUGUGCUGCAGUGGCGACCGGUUUUGGCCGGUUUGACCGGCUAUUAUGACAUCCGGUUUGGACCGGCUCCCAGUGGGGGAGUGGUUGGAGGAGGAGCAGGGGGGCCUGGUACCAGCCCCAGUACCAGCGGUGGCCAGUACCAGAGACUCACCCGGCCAGGGGACUCUAGCACGGCCAGGCUGACGGGACUAAAGCCAGACACCACCUACACAGCCACACUGACUCCUGAGUCCAACCUGCAGGUGCUCAACCCCCUCUCCGUCACCUUCACCACUAAGCCAGAGGUGUUGAGCCCAGCCGUGGUGACGGUGUCUGACUCAGAGGCCAACAGUGUGAGGGUGAGCUGGGGUCCUCUGCAGCCAGAGUCUGUCCAGAGCUUCCAGGUGGAGUACUCAGCACUCCCGGGGGGGAAGCUUCACAUGACUACUGUGGGCCGGGAGCAGAACUCCACCAUGCUGACCAACCUCCAGCCAGACACCCAGUACCUGGUCACCGUGAGCGCCCGUCACUCCUAUGGCCAGGAGAGGGCCAUGUCUGUCAAAGUGUGCACUGAGGAGGUGAGGCCGGAUCUUGCAGACCUGCGGCUGACCACGGUGGGCAGUGACUCUGUGCAGGUGGACUGGAAAGCCAGCAUGGACGGCCUCAGGGGCUACUGGCUCACCUGGGAGGGACAGGACGGCCACGGCUCUACCACAGCCCAGCGCUCCUCCUUCUACCUGCCCCCCAACUUACUGUCCACACGUCUGACACACCUGCCCCCCGCCACCAGAGUGUGUGUGUCGCCUGUAUACCGGACGACACGCGGGAAGGGCCUCUGCUGCACGGCCCAGUUUUAUUCAGAUGCAUCGGCUUGGGGCCACAGAUCAUAACAUUGCUGAGUUUAACAGGCACUGUACUAUGGCAAGGAUGGAGGGAGGAAGGAGAAGAACAGAUAGAAGAACAAUACAUCUGAACUUGCAUCCCUCUCUCAGUUCAUUCUAUCCUCUCUGGACAUCAUCCACAAUACACGAGGCCUUUGGCUUACAAAGCACUUGUGUUUAAUAGAUACUGAUACAAUACAUAUAGGCUUACUGUACUAUAAAACUGUUGCUCUAUUAGUCAGCACCCUAACUGAACUGUGGGUUGCAAUCUUCUGCAAUGCAGACAUCUUGAUUUUCACAUAUUGCCUAAAACCUGUAAUCACACUUAAAACAUUUGUUUGUUUGACUGUUUGUUUUUGAUAUGAUCUUAAGAUAGAGGUUGGCCAAGCAUAGCAGUCUAGAUCAAGCUAAUUCUGGUUUGCGGUAUCAUACAAGAUGUAGUUUUAAUCAAAAAGAUUAACGUACAGUAACACAUUUUUCGAGCAACUAUGCAAUAUACUUUCAAUGUUUCCCAAGGCACCCACCCCUAAUAUUUUGUAACAUUGAAUACAUGUGUGCGCAAACUCAGCUUAGACUUUAAUUGAAGGGCAAGUGAACACAGAACCCUUAAUAACAGAGAGGAACUCCUUUGAACUAAUUACAAAUCCCAAACAGAUUCUCUAUGUGGCUACACUGAUAAAACUACAGACAGAUGUUCUACUAGUGAGAUGUUGCAGAUGUGUUUUUGAUAAAGAAUGGUCACACUGAUAUUUUCCAGGAUUGUUUUGACUCAUCAUCACCAACACUUAUACAUGGAGGUAUUGGCAAACUGUUACAUUGGAUGAUGCUGUAUUCAGUCAUACAGGUUGGCCAUUGAACCAGGGGGCAUACAGUGGGUAUCAUAAGUAUUCAUACCCCUUGACUUUUUCCACAUUUUGUUGUGUUACAAAGUGGGAUUAAAAUGGAUUUAAUUGUC